Molecule: messenger RNA, 1252 nt
Organism: Guyanagaster necrorhizus
Lineage: Eukaryota; Fungi; Basidiomycota; Agaricomycetes; Agaricales; Physalacriaceae
Product: alpha/beta-hydrolase
Exons: 8
Coding region: 125-871 (248 amino acids)
Molecular function (GO): hydrolase activity
Source: RefSeq, a predicted model, not a curated record
CCCGAUGACCGUCCGUCCUUUGAAGGCGGGGCGCUAAAUUUUUGCUUUCUUGCGCUAAAUUUAGCAUCAUGGGUGAUAUAAAAGGCAGCCACGAGCACGGCUUUCUGCCCCAUCAAUCUCACUCAUGCAGCACUGCGACGAUUGCUUUGCCGGUGUCACUCACGAAGGAACACCAGCGGGCACGUUGGAGCAGAUCGGAGGAGUCGAAUGCUAUGUCGCUACUCCUACAGGAGAUUAUCCCAAAAACAAGGUCAUACUCUUCUUGACCGACGUGUUUGGUAUCCCUCUCGUUAACAACAAGCUUUUAGCAGAUGAUUUUGCCCGAACCGGAUUGAAGACGAUCAUACCUGACCUCUUCCUUGGUGAUCCUAUGCCAGAAGGCACUAUGGCUCCCGCACAUCUGUUUGACAGGGAGAAAUGGUCUGCUGCGCAUGGUCCCGCCCAAACUCGCCCUCCUUUAGACCAGGUCAUCGCAGCCUUGAAAGAAACUGGUGUUACUGAGUUUGGUGCAAGUGGAUACUGUUUCGGGGCGCGCUAUGUUUUCGAUCUUGCUUUCGACGGCAUCAUCUCCGUGUCCGUGAUAUCCCAUCCAUCUCGUCUGGCGUUCCCGGGAGAUUUCGAGAAAUACGCCAACGAGGUCAAGGCACCACUUCUCAUCAACAGCUGCGAGAUUGAUCAGGGAUUACCACUGGAAAACCAUGAGAAAGUGGACCAAAUCUUCUCCAAGUUCGAGCCGGGAUAUAAGCGAGAGUACUUUGAGGGAUGCAGGCACGGAUUCGCAAUUCGAGGCGAUUUGAGUGACCCGAAAGUUAAAGCUGGGAAAGAAGGGUCAUUCAGAGCGGCUGCCAAAUGGUUUUUGGAGUACUUGUAAACGCAAAGUGGACAUGACUUUGCUGGCGGAAGGCUCUCAGUGUGUCCUUUCCUCUCGGUUAUUCCUGGAGGCAGUAGCUUGAUGUACUACUAUUUAGACUGAGCAUCUUCCUCUAUUUUGAGUAUCCUCCAUUCGUUUUCCUCGCCGUGUUCAUGUUUUAAACAACAAGAACCCUUAUUCAGAGUUUGUAGCGUUGGCACUAAAUAAUUCAGCCCUUCAGGCAAUGAUACUUAAUUGCAACUGUGUGGUUAAACGAUCUCGAGUGGCGUUCGGGUUUCUGUUCAGCCAAACGCAUUAUUGCCAUUGAAGAGUCAGUCUCUUUCUUCGACCUUCUACCUAUCUUAUCUAUUUUAACCCAUUCAAUAGUAUUAUCUAUGAGUC